This is a messenger RNA of Dioszegia hungarica, 900 nucleotides long. RefSeq lists its product as uncharacterized. The transcript is spliced from 4 exons. Bases 1 to 900 code for a protein of 299 amino acids. The record is from RefSeq and is a predicted model, not a curated record. NCBI's taxonomy places the organism in Eukaryota, Fungi, Basidiomycota, Tremellomycetes, Tremellales, Bulleribasidiaceae.
AUGAGUCCUCUAUCCCGCCGCUCGUCCAGCUCGACAGACGAGAAAGACCCCGACGGUCCUUCAGACGCUCCUCCGCCCGGACUCCCACCGCCCGCCUAUCCAGCAUAUCCCCACGAUAAACCCCCAUCCUCUUCCCAAGAGACAGAUCAUCUAACCUUCCAGCCACAGCCGGCCGCGCCUCAGGCGGGAUUCGGGACCCGGAGCCCGUCUCAGCGGUCAGUGUACGCUGCGCUUCUUUUGUGCAGCUGGGACAAGAUCCGGAUUGUCGGUUUCCCGAGUAGUAUCAUUGCCCCGGUCGAUGCCGCGAUCAAGCGAUCAUGGUCACGGGGGGUGCAGCAGCAAAAGGCGUAUGAUCAGGUUUCAUGGGAGUGGAAGUUGUGCGGCAAGCCAUGGUUCGGGCAAGGUUCCGAAGCAGUCCCUUCUCGUCAGCUCAUCGCUUGCGUCCUCCACGCCCUCCUUGAGAAUGGGUGGCGUUUAACCCUCUCGACCGACCUCUGCCAGAAGAGCACCGGCAAGGACACCCUAAUCUUCAAGUCGGUCCCGCCGGUACAGCGCACUAUCUUCCCCAUCAGCUUUAACGACAGCGACAAGAUCCGAUUGAUCGAUUCGCCGCAUGACGGAGUCAAGCAGGCGUUCGAUACGGCAAUACGGGGUGCGUGGCCUUUAGGUAUCCAGGACGCCAAAGACAAGGAGGACGGGGCGUAUCAGAUCAAGUUGAAGGGAAAUCCCUGGUGGACGUUCAGCGGCGAGCAGAUGAAUCACUCUCGCCUGUUGGCGUGCUCGCUAUUGUCAGCGAUGGAGGCGCAGGGGUUUGAGCUGCUGGGGAGCGUGGAUAUGUCGACGGCUCGAGCGGAAGAACGGAGCGAGCUGGAUACUUGGGUUUUCAUCAGCAAGACCUAA